This is a messenger RNA of Marmota flaviventris (yellow-bellied marmot), 1600 nucleotides long. The record is from RefSeq and is a predicted model, not a curated record. NCBI's taxonomy places the organism in Eukaryota, Metazoa, Chordata, Mammalia, Rodentia, Sciuridae.
AUGCCGGCUCGCCUGACCGCUCGGGAGCCAUCGCGAACUUGUUGCACUGGCCCCCGCUACCAGAACUUGGACGGGACCCACCCGUUACUGUGGGAGUUUACCUCUGGGGGCUCAGAGCACUAUGUCAACAGCUUGGACUACUUACUGCAGGAGAAGAGGGAGCAGGCCCGGGAGCAGGAGCAGGAGAAGCUGCUGCUGCAGCACCACCCUGACUUCACCUCAGAUCUCAAUGAAGACGAAGUGCCGCUGGCCCCCGAACACAGGAUGCUGGUGGAGAGGUUCUCUGUGUCCCUGCAAGUCAUCCCACCUGUGCAUCCGGGUGAGACUGUGUUUCUGCCCAGGCGUCACCCCCUGCCCUGCAUUCUGGACUCCUCACAUCUAAAGCCACACAACCACCUUGAAGAACUGUUUCUCAGCUCCCCAGUGGCACAACAGAUCUCCUUCCUGCACAAUGGCCUCCUGAGCAACCUGUACCUGCACACCUCUGACUGCCCGGUGCCUCUGCUCCAGUGGCUGUUCCAGCUGCUAACAUGGCCUCCAGAAACUUCUUCAAGAGCCUUCGACCUCCUGUGGGAUCUCAGUGUGGAUGGGCUCUUCUGUCAGUCCGAUGAAGACAUGCGCUUGUGGUACCCCUCGUUGCAGGAGGUCAUGGAGGUGUUCCAUAGCCUGGGAGCCCACAACCCUGCCCUAUACCUGCUGGGGCCCUUUCAGCAUGGCAGCAGACUACUGGAAAGCGAGGCCAGCCUGAGCUGGCUGCAGCAGCAGGACCCUCCCCAGGCGGUGGCCUUGGACCUGAGCCUGAGCUACAUCUACAAGUUCCUGACGCUGUGUGCCCUAGCCCAGCCGGGGGCCUACACAGACGCACACCUCCUGGGCCUCAUAGAGCUGCUCUGUCGCACCAGCCUGGACGUGGGGCUCCGCCUGAUGCCCAAGAGCGACCUCCAGCAGCUCCUGCUCCUGCUCCUGGAGAACAUCCGCGAAUGGCCGGGGAAGCUCCAGCCUCUGUGCUGCGCCCUCAGCUGGGUGUCCGACCACCACCACAACCUGCUGGCUCUUGUGCAGUUCUUCCUGGACGUGACCCCCCGGGGCAGGCAGCUUCGAGGCCAGCUCAGCCUUGUGGUCAUCGCCCGGAUGCUCGGCCAAGAGGAACUCCCUCUCUGGCAAGAGAAGAUGCAGCUGUCCUUGCUCAGUCAACUCCUAAGCCUCAUGAGGCCAUCAUCCCUGGGGCAGUACCUGGGCUCUGAGCCCUUGCCACCCUGCCAGGAGCAACAGCCAAAGGCCAGUGCUGCACUGGACCAUAAGGUCUGCUACAUGUGCCACAGCCUCCUGACACUGGCUGGAGUGGUGGUCAGCAGCCAGGAUAUUACUUCAGACCAGUGGGGUGAGCUGCAGCUGCUCUGCACGCAGUUGGACCGCCACAUCAGCACCCAUAUCCGGGAGAGCCCCCAGGCCAUGCACCGGACCAAGCUCAAGGACCUGGCCACCCAGACCUACAUCCGUUGGCAGGAGCUACUGGCCCACUGUCAGCCCCAGGCCCAGUACUUUAGCCCCUGGAAAGACAUCUAAAGGAGCAAGGGCAGGGCAGCCCAGAGCUCUUGAC